AUGACGAACAAUAAGGAAAUAGUAGUAGUAUUAGGAGAGGCACCGCCCCCGAAACCUCAACCGCCAUCAGCGACAGCAUCAGCAGAAUCCAAUUCACGACGACGACGACGACGGCGACUGAUAUGGCAUCGCCGUGAUCUUCGUUUGCAUGACAAUGAGCUAUACGCAAUAUACAAUGAGUUGAAUAGUAUUAAUAGUAGCCCCAAUCAUAAUAAGGGUGAUGAUGCAGAGGGCUGCGAUCAUAAUGAAUCAUUGUCAUUCGAAUGCAUCAGCCUCUUCAUUUUCGAUCCAAAGUAUUUUCAUCCACAACCAAGCUUGGCAUGUCCCAAGGAAUACGAUACGAUUUGGUGCGGCCCUCAUGCAACCCAAGCCACUAUUGAAGCAGUACAUGGACUUCGACAGAAACUUCGGUCCAUUGGCGGGGAGCUCCUUGUUCGGACAGGCGAUCCAACCAGUUUGGUACCACAGCUGGCAGACGAAAUCAAGGCAGAUGAGAUUGUCUUUGGAGAAGAACCAGGGACCUACGAACGAGCCGUUGCGCAACAGCUACAGCAACAUCAUUAUUGGAACCAAAAUCCAUGGGGAAGCUACGACGAUUCUCCGCCUUCGUCGUCGCUUGAGUUGAAGAGUGUGAUCGGUUAUACUCUCUUUCAUCCCAAUGACCUCCCCACGGAUCCUGAUCAGUGGAGCAAGCUGGCGCAUCCAAAGCAACAAACGUCGAAAAAGAAGCAAAAGAAUAAGAAAAAAGCAGUCCAACAAACCCGUCCUAGCAAUCCGACUACUGCUUUUGGAAACAGAGUGGACGUGUCGCCAGAACGCUUCAAGGGAAUCUGUCGAAUCAUGGGAGACUUUCGAAAGGCAGCUCGGAGUAGCGCCAAGGUCCGGCCACUCUACCAGACGCCAACAAAGCUGAAUAUACCAUCUACAGCUGCCAAUAUGGAGAGUGGAACGAUUCCAACGUUGAAUGAACUAAUGGCGCCAGCAUUGAAAUCGGAACGACCAAUCAUGGGAAUGGAACGAGAUCUGCUGGUAGCUGUUGUCGACAGAAUUACUCUUGAUAGAGAAUCACAGCGUGAAGCAAUUGCAGACAAGGAUUCGUCCAGACAGGUAGAUAAUGGUCCACCAGCUGGACAUUCUUCACGACCAAAGCGAACGGAAGAUGCCGCGUUGCAACGACUCGACGACUUUAUUUCCUCGGGACGAGCGGCGGUCGCAGAUCGGAGUCGAGCCGAUGUCGCGACUAAUGAUCACAGCUCGAGAUUUUCGGUUCAUUUGGCACUGGGAACCCUUUCGCCAAGAGCAAUCUAUUGGAGAGUAGUCCAGCAAAAUGACGACGAGGAACACGCCAGCUGUCAAUGGCUGGCGAGCCAUUUGGAAAUGCGAGAUUUCUUUCUCUACACUGCCUUUGCCAACGACAAGUACCUCUUUUCUACCAAAGGAAUUCCUAGAAGCAACAAGAGGAAGCAGCCUCCCAAUAGCAAGAACAGGAAGAAUCAAAAGAACAGCAAAAAUGUAAUUCUCAAAGAAGACGUUGGAGAUGCGAAUGAAUCCUCACAGAUUAUUUGGAAGAGCCCCGCUGUCUACAAAUCUACUUGGAUACGUUGGGCUACUGGAAAUACCCACUUUCCACUCAUUGACGCUGCAAUGAGAGAGCUAAUGACCACAGGAUACUGUUCGAACCGAGUUCGACAAAAUGUCGCAAGUUUCUUGACGAAGGAUUUGCAGAUGGACUGGCGGGCUGGGGCAGAAUGGUUUCAGUUUUGGUUGGAAGAUCAUUGCGUCGGGGCCAACUAUGGGAAUUGGUUGUACUUUUCGGGGGUCGGUCCAGAUCCCAAGAAUCGACAUUUUCGUAGCCUCUCGCAAAUGAAAAAGUAUGACCGACAUUACAAUGAUGCACCAUCUGGAAGCUACGUGCAAAAGUGGGUCCCAGAGCUAUUGUGUGACGGAUCGAGCGAUAAUCCAGAGACCUUGUUCCGGCCUUGGGAUUUCAAUGUUCCUGGAUUUGAGGAUCCCAUCGUUGAUCCAACCUCUCAAUACAUCUGGCAAGAUGCACAACGUCUCGCAGAAACAGGAAAUCUGUUGGAGUGA
This is a messenger RNA of Cylindrotheca closterium, 2088 nucleotides long. The record is from the annotation of a GenBank genome assembly. Lineage: Eukaryota; Bacillariophyta; Bacillariophyceae; Bacillariales; Bacillariaceae.